AUGGAUCCUUUUCAGUGCGCAAACUGGGGACAGAAAGAAAACGAUCUACUGCAACUGAAGGAUAAUGAGGGCGAGGACUAUUCUCAGGAUCUCUCCCUUCUUCUGGCAGCCUCUGGAGACUUGAGGAAUCUAGUCAAGACCAUUGCAUCUCUUCCAGAGUGGUACUGCGGACGCAUCCAUGUUGAUAUCAAUGACCGUGAUGAGACGGUUGUAGCGCGAAACCUCAUAUUCCUCCUGGUGGCAUUCCAUCUACCCCCAGAUAUUGCCAGCGAAGCAAUCAUACAUCUAUGGUACUCAGCCUUUUUGCCAGAGCCCCUUCUCCAGUCGAUUCGGGACGCGGUUUGUCCGACCAUAAGGGAAUUCUUGGAAGUAAGCCCAGUGCAGAUUUCAGGUGUUCUACAGAAAACAUGGUCAUGUGGGAGUAGUACCCUAGCCGCGACGCUCAGCAAAAAAGAGUGGAAUAGGAUUCUGUCCUACCUCCCAGAUAUACCUGACCCUCUCCAAGGGUGGACACUCACCGAAGUCUUGCAACCUUCUUACGGUGCGAAACAUGAUCUAUACGGUCAGCUAUAUGUACAUGUCAAGCAUACAUUAGCCACAUUGAGGGACAAAGAAACAUUCUAUGACAGAAUCGAGCUUGCCAACAUCGCCGACCUCGGAUACCUAGGACCACCAAAAACCCUUGCCUUAUUCGGACCCCUUCUCAAAAGCAAGAAGGAAAACCCAAAAGCCACACUUAUCAUGCUAUUCCUCAACGCUACGAGAGAGAUGUCUACACCCAAAGAUCAGGUCGCGUGUAUGUUUCGUGCCAUGGAAACACUACAGCGUUUUCUGCCAAUGAGACCCAGACAGGGAGAUCCUACAAAUAAAUAUAAUGCCGAAUUUCUGAACCAGAUGAAUGCUAUGGAUUUAUUUACGGAUAAUGAUACUCUCUUUGAGAGGCUCGUUGAAAACGCGCGGUUUAGAGAUAUGGGCCGUCCCCUUGGUCUGGAGAUGAAGACUGAGAAUAGCAUUGUUGCGAAAUGGCCCAUGCGGUUGGGAGGGAAUCCGACACAGCAUGAGUUUGAAAUGGCAUUUUGGUCUGGGCAUACUGGUUGCGAAAGCUUUCACUUGCAAGGUAGAAUAAGCCUCCUGCGUGUCUGUCACUCGAACGCUCUGCCGCAUCUUUCCUUCUUCUCUCAAUCGCGCGUUUCGAGAUUGUUGCCUGGGUUAGCCAUUGGAUUGGCGGUAGCUAUUGACACAACAGCUAGAACAAAGAGGGUGUUUAGGAUGUUCAUGAUGUGUUAA
Aspergillus oryzae RIB40 is the source of this 1287-nucleotide messenger RNA. Its product is annotated as DUF4470 domain-containing protein. The record is from RefSeq and is a predicted model, not a curated record. Lineage: Eukaryota; Fungi; Ascomycota; Eurotiomycetes; Eurotiales; Aspergillaceae. The coding region runs from base 1 to 1287 and encodes 428 amino acids. The transcript is spliced from 8 exons.